AUGGAAGAAGCAGGAACACCUUCUUCUACACUCACGACCGCGAAAGUACCAUCGGCAGCCUUGGAUGAUUGUCCAACCGCUGCAAACAGUGUUGGUAGUGAAGUCGCAGUCGUGGUGACCGAUGCUGUCGAAAGCUGCUGCUGUUUGUUGGUGACGUUUGGAAGCUCUUCCGUGGCUGGCGGUUCGAUUUCCAAAACCUCUUCCACGUUCAGUUUCUCUGCUCGCCUCUCAACUUCACCCUCUGAGUCAACCUGCACAACCGACAGUUGCUCUUCUGCGGUGGUGGCAUUCCCGGUCGGCAGCUCCUCGGAGCUCCAACGACGGCCGAUGCGGCGAGCCCGGUCACGCAGCUCUGCCCACGACAGGUUCGAGAGCUUUGAAGAGCUCAUCGUCGAACCAGUUGUAGAACUCGUCCCCGGAUGA
Linum trigynum is the source of this 423-nucleotide messenger RNA. The record is from the annotation of a GenBank genome assembly. NCBI's taxonomy places the organism in Eukaryota, Viridiplantae, Streptophyta, Magnoliopsida, Malpighiales, Linaceae.